CGUAUGUAACUGGACAUAGUGGCUCCAUUUGAGAAAGAUCGUUUAUCUCUCUCCUCCUUCUCCCGUCCACAACUCUGCUGGGCUGGGAAAUCUAUCCAAGCGUCUCCAAGAGUUGCUCUCCACCGGGAUGUUUUUUUAAGUACGCGUCGAUGGGACUUUAAUGAAUUUGUGUGAAUCCCCUGAACGGCUACUUGAAGUAUUUUCUCGUGCGCCAUUCCGAUGAAUGCUGCGCCAAGAGCAGCUCUGCGUAAAGCCAAAACAGCUUGUGUGGAGACCAGUCGAUACUCGACGGCGGUUUGUGAGCGCGAAAGAAAAACUCUAAACGUGAGCGAGUCCCGGAGCGUUAUUUGGACAGAAAAGCUGCUUUUGUGCGACGCAAAAGUUUUAAAGAAAAGUUGAGAAAACGUUGUGCUCUCCACGUGAAUGCGCGCUUUCUGCGCAUACAUCGCUUUUUAUUGAUCCAUCUGGUAAAAUUAGAAUUAAUUAGAAAGAGAAGAAUCAGUCAAAGGCGGAUGAAAUUCUUUCUGCAACUACUAAAUAACUUGUUGAAUGAGCAGCUCGUCCCAGGAGCGCAUUUAAAUGAUGCUGUCUGCUGCAAAAACCACAACUGACAGGAGAUCAAGCUAAGACAUCUGACAGCCACUGACUUAUGAGGAGUGUCACUCCUCUCUGCACAUCACAUCUGACCGUUACUUGACCCUUUCAUCAACGCCCAACACUUGUGAAGAAGCUCCCUUGUUGACACACCUCAUCAGCCAGGCAGAGGUGGCAGCGAUCGAAGAUAAAAUAACUGAAUGGGGGCUAAUUGAUGCCUGAAGCUGCCCACUCAAAAGUAGCAACAUGAUCCCAAAUGCACCAUUGCAACGUUCAAAGCUGCAGCUGAUUUAGAAAAUUUCCCUGACGAAUUGUCGUUUCUGUGAGGAAGCGGUAGCUAUAAAAGCAAAAAAAAAUUCCAUAGAAAAAUUCGCAAAAAAAGAUCAGCUAUGCUUUGGCCUGCAUUGUUCACUCUGCAAGCUGUUUGCACCAGCGUGGCACAUGCCAUGCAACAUUACCCGGCAGCCUGGGGGCACUAUGACGUGUGCAAGUCCCAGAUCUAUACAGAGGAGGGCCUGGCGUGGGACUACAUGGCCUGUCAGCCAGAAGCCACCGACAUGACAAAGUACCUGCGAGUGGCCCUCGACCCCCCAAAUAUCACGUGUGGAGAUCCGCCAGAAACGUACUGCGCUUUGGAGAAUCCUUACAUGUGCAACAAUGAAUGUGACGCCACCACCGAGGAGCUGGCUCAUCCCCCAGAGCUAAUGUUUGACUUUGAGGGUCGCAACCCCACAACGUUCUGGCAGUCCACCUCAUGGAAGAAAUACCCGAAGCCCCUCCAGGUUAACAUCACGCUGUCUUGGAACAAAACCGUCGAGCUGACCGACGACAUCGUGCUGACCUUUGAGUCGGGCCGACCGGAGCAGAUGGUCCUGGAAAAGUCCCUCGACUACGGCCGGACCUGGACCCCGUACCAGUUCUAUGCCACCGACUGCCUGGACGCCUUCACCAUGGAACCCAAGACAGUCCAGGACCUGACCCAGCGCACCCUGCUGGAUAUCAUCUGCACCGAGGACUACUCCCGAGGCUACGUUUGGAAGAACGACAAGACGGUACGUUUUGAGAUAAAGGACCGAUUUGCACUGUUUGCCGGGCCGCGGCUACACAACAUGGCCUCGCUGUAUGGCCAGCUGGAUACUACGAAGAACCUGAGGGACUUCUUCACCAUCACCGAUCUGAGGAUUAAGCUGCUGAAGCCAGCCACUGGAGCCACCAUGGUGGAUGAGAAUAACCUGUCCAGAUAUUUCUACGCCAUCUCUGACAUUAAGGUGCAGGGCAGGUGCAAGUGUAACCUGCAUGCCAACAGCUGUGUGUUUGACAAGGGGAAGCUGGGCUGUGAGUGUGAACACAACACCACAGGGCCAGACUGCAGCCGCUGUAAGAGGCACUACCACGGAAGAGCCUGGAGUGUGGGCUCCUACCUCCCUAUACCCAAAGGAACAGCAAAUAUAUGUAUCCCCAGUAAUCACGGACCAGUGCAUCGAGCAAAUGCUUCAUCUCUUGGUGUUGCAAAUCGUAACCAAGCUCGUGUGUGUGACAACGCGAUGCUGCGCUGUCAGAACGGUGGCACUUGCCACCACCAUCAGCGGUGCCAUUGUUCCCCCGGCUUCACGGGCGUCCUGUGCGAGAGAGCUCGCUGCCAGGGCCCCGGGGAGUGUGAUGACCAAUUGUCUGGACGGGCCUCCUUCCAUCAUCCCCCCAUCAGCCGCCAGCUCGCUCUUACCCUUGUAGUGCUCCCGCUGUUGAUCCCUUCCCUUUGCUGAGAGAGCUGAACGGCCUCCCAUCCUCUACCAAAACCCUAAGACCACGUAUGUUGAGACCGCACUCUCAACGUUAAGGACAUAAAGGACGUGUGAACAAUGUGCUCAGCAUACAAUAUAAGCAACUCUUUUAUAUAUCCAAGGCCGCAGUGGUGGGUGACUAGCGCAACAGGUUGUGCACUGAUCGGUUAUACUGAAUGCUAGAUGGAUUUGUUAAAAGGCUUGGUGAAGUCACUGCUGUCUUAGAAUGUCACAGAGGAAGCGGAUGGAGCCCUGGCGUUGUGAUUAUGUCAUUGGCUCAUUAAAAGGCAGACUGGAGACUCAGAUAGAGCUACCCACACUCUGAGAGCAAACUGUACAAAACUAGACACAUGAUUUCUAAGUAUCAUCCGAAGUUAUUAAAAAAUAAUAAUGUGGACGGGGGACAUCUUAAAACAUCUUGCCUCACUGCCUCCUUCCCUCUUCUUCCCUCACUCUUGCCCUUUUUCCUUCACCUUCUCCUCCCUGUGCUUUGGUGACUCUGGUGAUUUUACUUUGCUGAAGGGUGUCCGUUGUUUUGCCAAAUGCUGCACAUGUAAUAUUAUCAAGCCCCUUGACAAGUACCAAUCUAGUACGAUUUCUUUUAUUCUUUUUCAGAGGCUUUGUAGUCAUGCUUGAGCUCACCUGUACGGGACAAAAAAAAGUUGUAUCAUACUGUAACUGUAUUUAAUUUUUGUAUAAAACAGAUAUUUUCAUGACUACGCAAAACAAAAAGAUGUAUUACUUGUUUUCUAUUGCUGCCGAGCCGUCCUAAAUGUGGACUAUGAGUGCGCAAAGAGUUUGGUUGUAUUAUUUCUUUGCUUGUGUGGCACAUGGUUCUCUUCAUUUGAGAGCUGCUGUCAAAACUAUGUUUACAUACACACUUACACAAUACACUUCCACCAAAGGGAAAAAGAAAACAUGUCUUUGUCUUGUUGUUGAACAGUAGUAAUUUUAUUAAGUAGUGACAUUUGGGACAAGAUGUACAGAGUGAAACAGUGUAUUGUUUGUAGACAGGUACAAGCCACUGACAAUAGCUGAAUGUGAUUUUAAAGGAUAACCGAAAGCUGUCAAUGCCAAUUGUUGACCUAUUCACUGAAGAUACAGUUACUGGUAGCAAUAUGUCAGUCAACAAAUGAAAUCCCACUUCUAUGACUACAAAUGCUUUUUUCUCCUGUGUUGUAACCAUCCUUGUUGUGCUUGUGAAACAUGGAAGACUCAGAAGAAUCUCAGCCAAAAUCCCAUCUGCUUUAUGUAAAUUUAACAAGACGAAAAAAGGAGAUUGCAAGGCUGUCGCAGAGGUUGUCCAGCUCAAAUCUGUAAUCAAAUCUAAUCCUUGAAUCAAAUGGAAAGAGGGGAAGGUUUCCUGAGCUGGUACGGUUGAAAGCCUGCAUCCUGCUGCGGGAGCCUUUGAGAAGCGGCACGUUCAGGAAAUGAGCUUUAAUUCAUGGAGGGUCAAUGAAUAGAAAUGAAGUCGCAUCCCACUGGGUGACAUACUGAGCACUGAGACCAAUUUCAUUUGAGAGAUUAAUUUUCUUACCGAGGUUGUCAUGAAACACCUAAUUGUGUUAGAGUCUACUGUAAGUGCCUCUCAUUAAAUGACACUGUCGAUGAAAAGAGUA
Centropristis striata (black sea bass) is the source of this 3994-nucleotide messenger RNA. RefSeq names its product netrin-G1-like. Bases 984 to 2357 code for a protein of 457 amino acids. Gene Ontology annotation, molecular function: cell-cell adhesion mediator activity. The record is from RefSeq and is a predicted model, not a curated record. The transcript is spliced from 7 exons. Lineage: Eukaryota; Metazoa; Chordata; Actinopteri; Perciformes; Serranidae.